AUGGCCGGGCGGCCGGGCGAGCGGCGGCGGGAGGUCCAGGCGAUGGCCUCGGCGGCGGCCCUGGUGGCGCUCGGAGCGAUCCGGUCGUCGCUCGGCUUCCUGGUGCCCGCGGGCGCCCCGAGCGCCGUGGCGGCCUCCGCCGCGAGGGCCGCGCUCCGUGGCGCCAGGGCCACCCUCGGGGCGCAGCCGGCGCCCGCCGCGGCGCCACUCGCUGGGGCGGCGCUCUCCGACGGCUCGAUCGCCGGGGUCGUCGCGGCGGCCCUGAUGGGGACCGCGGUGGCCUCCGUGGCGCGGAGGGCGACGCGGACGGAGUGGUACCGGAAGGUCAAGCGGGUCGGUGGCGACCAGGCGAUUUUCGACGUCAUCGUCCCGAAGCCGAUGGGUCUCAAGCUGCAGGCCUUCCCGGGGCGUGAGGGCGUCGGCGUCUCCGAGAUCGUGCCAGGUGGCAACACAGACCUCCUGAACCGCAAGGUGUGCAUCAACGAGGACCCGGGCAUGUGGAUCCUGGAGGGCGACAGGGUCAUGGCCGUCAACGACCAGGCCACGGAAGACGCUGCCGUCGAUGACAUCGUCAAUAUCGUGAUGGGCUCCACCGACCGGGACGACGUCAAGCUGACGCUCAUGAGGAAUACGAGGAAAGGCCCGAUCAAGGUGAUCAUGAUGCCAGAGGGCAACGUGGCGACGGUGCGCAGGAACGCGAAGCUUGCGCAGGCGGCCGAGUAUGCGGCUGGCAAGGAGCUGAAGUACGGCUGCAUCGAUGGCUGGUGUGGCGUCUGUUGGCACCGCGAGCGAGCGACGGACGGCAUCUUCAAGCCCUGCUGCGACGUGCUGACGGCCGAUUGGGACAACGUCAUGCCCCUGGUGCUCACCCCCAAGCCCGAGAGGGCUGGCGACUCCACCUUCCUCAACCCGCGCGGCACAUGA
Messenger RNA from Prorocentrum cordatum, 924 nucleotides. The record is from the annotation of a GenBank genome assembly. NCBI's taxonomy places the organism in Eukaryota, Dinophyceae, Prorocentrales, Prorocentraceae.